Molecule: messenger RNA, 4014 nt
Organism: Pecten maximus
Lineage: Eukaryota; Metazoa; Mollusca; Bivalvia; Pectinida; Pectinidae
Product: ileal sodium/bile acid cotransporter-like
Exons: 4
Coding region: 383-1609 (408 amino acids)
Cellular component (GO): membrane
Source: RefSeq, a predicted model, not a curated record
CAGUAUAAACAUAUAUACGGGUAGGCUAGGUCUAAUCAGUCUUAUAUAGCCAUGGACUACAAACUGGUGGUUCUCUGUCUGUCCGCGGUGACCACAGUAUGUUACGGAGUUGGGCCCGAAUAUACCGUCCCGGGGGCGGGGACUGCAGACAAUGGUACAGUCACCCCUGAAGGGUUUGAUGCAUUUUUCAGUUCCCCUUUGGAAUUCUUUCUCUUUAUGGACGAAGUGAAAACCGUGUCGAUGUCAUACAGACUUGUGUGUGAUAACGUGACGGAGAAAGGUCCAGCUGUCAUUCCGUAGUGAGGAUCCCAGGAGAUUCCUCGUCCUCUUUCCCAGAAGUGUACUGAUUUCAUGUGAAAAUGCCACAGAAACUCUGGUUAGUAUGAGCAACACGUCCCAAGUGACCACUCCAAUAUCACCAUCGUCUUAUAAUGCGACUGACCAACUCACCGAAUUAGUCCUAUCUGAUACGGUGAACCUACAACUGUCUGGCGUCCUGCUUGGACGCUCUGACUUGGUCAUAAGCAUUCGUCGGUCAAGUCCGGACAAUGAUGUCAUAAGUGAAAAUGGAACAGUCAGUAUAUUGUCGUUUCCAUUCGUCGUCAAUCGGAAUAUGACAGCUCUGGAUCAAAUUGUCCAGGUCAUUGUAUACAUCUUCCUCAUCUUCAUCACACUGGCGUUUGGAUGUAAGCUGGACUUAAAGGUGGUCAAGGAAUCGAUCAAGAAGCCGAUAGCUGUGGGCAUUGGGCUAGGCUGUCAGUACAUUAUCAUGCCGCUUCUAGGGUAUGCCAUCGCUAAACUUGUUGCGUCUGACCAACCUUCUGUGGCUCUGGGGAUUUUCCUAGCAGGUACUUGCCCCGGAGGUGGGGCAAGCAACAUAUACUCCCACCUUCUGGAUGGUGACCUGUCACUUUCCAUCACAAUGACUCUCGUCAGUACUGUGUGCGCCUUAGGGCUCCUCCCACUGUGGGUGUAUACGUUAGGUCAAGAAUUUCUCGAAGACGAAAAUAAAAAGCUGAAUGUUCCAUUUUUCAACAUCUUCACCACCCUCCUCAUUCUCAUCAUCCCACUCCUUACUGGUAUCGGCAUACAGUUCAAACUUCCGAAGAUAAAGAAGUUCAUCCUGAAGGUCGUCACCCCGGUAACCGUCGUAGGCGUUAUUAUUCUUCUAUCAGUUGGAAUAUAUUCAAACCUGUUCAUAUUCAAACUUUUCAACCCAAAAGUGAUUCUCGCUGGUUGCCUUCUGCCGUAUUUUGGUUACGUGAUAGGAGGCAUAAUUGCGUUUAUUCUGAGACAACCUUGGGUGAAAGUUAAGACAAUAGCCAUAGAAACCGGCAUGCAGAAUGCCGGUGUAGCUUUCAUUAUACUACUGUAUGCCUUCCCACCCCCGGAUGGACAGUUGGCAGCAGUCGCCCCAGCAGCCUCUGCGGUCAUGACGCCACUUCCUCUUUUUGUGCUCACCGUUAUAUUUGGAAUAUACAAAAAAUGUAAUCCGGAAAAAUAUCAGAAAGUUGAACAGAAAGAGGAGGAAUCGAAGGAACCUGAACUGGAAAUCAAUGGAAAUAUCACACUGGAAGCCAUUGAAAAGGCAAGAGAGUCGAACGUUUAGUUGUACAUGUAUAUCACGUUUGUUGUGUAUUAAUAUUUCGGUAAACAGUACACUCAUUCAUCUUUAGUGAGUCGUAUCAAGAUAUGUAAGUUACUAUGGAUUCUAAAUAUGUAUUGAAAAUAUUUGCAUUUGUUGAAAGCUGCAUUAUCCUACAAAGUGAUGCACAAAAUUGCUCGAUGGUCGGGUGGCGCAGUGGUACAUUAUAACACAUGUGCACUCGUCUUUUGCCUCUCUGACCAUUGAUCAUCGGUUUGACCACAUGGGUCUUCUCUCGGUACCCCAGCUUCCGCAGCGGGCUGAAGUUAGCAGCGGAUUCGUUAUUCGAAUCCCCAAUAACGAAUAACGAAUCCGCUGCUAACUUCAGCCCGCUAGCUUCCGCCGUCUUCCAUCCGAGCCCACAGGUGUGAUACGCAACAACAACAGGAGACAAAUGAUUCUACGUACAUUGUAUUUUUACAUGUAUUUUAAUCUUCAUAUUGAUGAAAUGAUUCGCGCGUUUGUUAUGAUGUCGGUCAACCUUCCUGAAAAAUACAGCGAAAUCAUCAACAUUGUGUGCCGCCAUCUGUUGAUCGAUUACAGAUUUCAAAUGUUUCUAUUACUCAAUGAGAUAUCAAUGUAUUUCGACAUAAUACCAUGAACUAUCAAACAUCCAAUUCUGAAAACAAUAAUAAUAGUUAUUAUAGACAUCAAUACAGGCAGUGGGGUCAGGGGAAAACUAGGUUAUCUCGCAUAUUCGAGAUAACCGACGAUAUUUUACAUAGAAUUUUACCCUCGGAAUGUUUACUUCGAGUUAAGCAGAGUCUUCAAUCAUCAGAAUUCGAGAUAACAAAGUAUGACUUUUAUUUCGAAACAAAGACAAAUAUCACUGUAAACGUGGUUAUUUUCGCGGGGUGUAAUUUCGCGAUUUCGAUAUGUAAACUAUACGUGUUGGGGUAAUUUUCGCGAUCGGUCCACAUUCGUUUGUAGUUCGAGAUUUCGCAAAUUGGUAUCAAAAUAAUACGCGUGGGGGAUCAAAAGGACUCCAUGUAAUUAGCAUAUAUUUCCCCCUCGCGUAAAUGUCCACGUUUACAGUAUGUUCGCUUGGUUUGUAUUGACGGACCAAUUAUAGGACAGCGUGUUAAAGUAUGUUAUUAUAUAUUUUCAAUAUAUAUUUUAUCAAUUAUACGGAAAUACAUACCAAUUGGUAAAUUAUUAUCAAUUAUAGAUCUUUUGGUGAGGUCAUUAAGGUGUUAAUUAAACCUGGUAGAAUCUAACAUUGAUUGAAGGCGAAGCCCGAGAUUAUAAUUUUUAGAUUCUUCUAGUUAUAUAGGUCGGUAUAACACCAUAUUGACUCAUUCAAAAGUUCUUUAAACUUGUUUGCAAAGAGAUGGAAGCGCAAUAUAUUUCUCUUGAUAACAAGAUCACGUGGACAUUGUGAUGUCACAGUGUUUAUGACGUAACAAACACAAUAUUAACCCGGUGUUUCUAAAACUAGAAAGAUAAGGUCAGUAUAGCAGGUGACCAGGUUUCAGUCAAUACGAAUUGAGGAAAAACUUACAUAUGUACCAUAUAUAAUAUAUUACUAUAGAUUUGUACUUCUAUGUAUUAUGAGUCAAUAUACGGCCUAUCAAUUGAGGAACAUAUGUAGAACUUAUCCAAGUGAUUUAAGUGUGAGGAAUCUGAGGUGAAGGUUCAGGUGAGGUCAGAUUUGAUGACUGAGGUAGAGGAUCGAGUGAGGUCAGAUGUGAUGACUGAGGUAGAGGAUCGAGUGAGGUCAGAUGUGAUGACUGAGGUAGAGGAUCGAGUGAGGUCAGAUGUGAUGACUGAGGUAGAGGAUCGAGUGAGGUCAGAUGUGAUGACUGAUCAGGUAGAGGAUCGAGUGAGGCCGGAUGUGAUGACUGAGGUAGAGGAUCGGGUGAGGUCAGAUGUGAUGACUGAGGUAGAGGAUCGAGUGAGGUCAGAUGUGAUGACUGAGGUGAAGGUUCAGGUGCGGUCAGAUGUGAUGACUGAGGUAGAGGAUCGGGUGAGGUCAGAUGUGAUGACUGAGGUAGAGGAUCGAGUGAGGUCUGAUGUGAUGACUGAGGUAGAGGAUCGAGUGAGGUCAGAUGUGAUGACUGAGGUAGAGGAUCGAGUGAGGUCAGAUGUGAUGACUGAGGUAGAGGAUCGAGUGAGGUCAGAUGUGAUGACUGAGGUAGAGGAUCGAGUGAGGUCAGAUGUGAUGACUGAGGUAGAGGAUCGAGUGAGGUCAGAUGUGAUGACUGAGGUAGAGGAUCGGGUGAGGUUAGUUGUUAUGUCUUUGUAUAAAUUCUAUCAAAAGUGUUAAUUAUUCCUGAUUAAUAGAUUAUUGUUGGUAAAUAUGUUAUCGGACCUUUAUCUAAUGUUGAUAUAUAUAUAUUUAUACAAACAAAUAAAAAUCUAAACUCCGG